Molecule: messenger RNA, 2303 nt
Organism: Ziziphus jujuba (common jujube)
Lineage: Eukaryota; Viridiplantae; Streptophyta; Magnoliopsida; Rosales; Rhamnaceae
Product: pentatricopeptide repeat-containing protein At1g74600, chloroplastic
Exons: 1
Coding region: 291-2303 (670 amino acids)
Biological process (GO): RNA modification
Molecular function (GO): protein binding; RNA binding
Source: RefSeq, a predicted model, not a curated record
UAUAUCUUCCGUUAAUAUUUCACCUUCUCUGGUCUCACGCUUAUUUAUAUUCACAAAAGCAAGCAAAGAGCCCAAAAAAAAAAAAAAAAAGAAAAAAAAAAAAAGAGAGUUCGGUGCAAAACCACCAUUGCUUUCUGAAGUAUGUUUUUUUCUCCUAUUUUGCAUCUGGGUUUCUGAGAAAAUAUCAAAAUAAAAAGACGGAAUAAACUUAACCCGCUUAAUUCAACAGAAAGCUUUGAUUUUGAAGGUUAUUUUCGCGGUCCCAGAUGUCAAUUUUUACGUAAGAAAUUAUGCGGAUCAUACAAAGUAUUAAGUUACAGUCCCUUGUUCGGACCAUAACAGCUUUUGCAUCGAAUUUUAACAUACCAGUUACAUCGCUAACCUCCUCUCUGAGUUUAAAUUCGUACUGCCAAAGUAACGCCGCUGAGGAUGUUUACUCCAAGAACCGGAUAAUCGGUAGUCUGAUCAAAGCUGGGAAACUUAACUCUGCCUUCAACGUGUUCAAUGAAAUGCCAGUUUGCGAUAAUGUUACCUAUAACUUGCUAAUUUCUGGGCAUCGUCGAUAUGGGUUACCGGAACCGGCUCUUCUUCUCUAUGCUGAAAUGGUUUCACUGGGAAUUCCAGAGAGCGCCUCAACGUUUUCUUCUGUAUUGGGUAUUUGUAGUGAUGCAGGGUUUUAUAGAGAGGGAAUUCAAGUUCACUGCAGGAUCGUUUGCCUUGGAUUCAAGUUGAAUUUGUUUGUAGGAAGUUCGCUUAUUAAUCUUUAUAUGAAUAUGGGACUUGACAAUGUAGCUCUGAGGCUGUUUGAUGAGUUGCCAGAGCAAAGUUUAGAGACUUGGAAUUUGGUAUUUCGCCGGUUCUGCGAUGUGGUUCGUGUAGAAGAGCUACUUGGAUUUUACUCCAGAAUGAAGAUGAGUGGUUUGGAGCCAAAUGGGCUUACUUUCUGUUAUUUGAUUCGUGGAUGUAGUUGUGGCAGAUUAUUGGAUGAAGGAAAGCAGCUCCAUUGCCAUGCUUUUAAGUCCGGUUGGGUAGAGUUGAAUAUCUUCGUUGCCAAUGCUCUGGUCGAUUUGUACUCUGCCUGUCGAAGAUUGAUUGAUGCAAGAAAAGCAUUUGAACCUAUUCCAGCUGAGGAUGUAAUUUCAUGGAAUUCAAUCGUUUGGGUCCAUGCUGAAAGUGGGUUAUUGUUUGAUGCUCUUGGGUUAUUUGCUGGGAUGCAGUUUUGGGGGAAGAGACCAUCGAUCCGAUCAUUCGUGGGAUUGUUGAACGUAGCCAGUGGGACCAAAAAUAUUGAAUUUGGAAAGCAAAUACACACUUAUGCAGUUAAAUCGGGCUUUGAACAUGGGAGUGUUCAUGUUCAAUCUGCUUUGAUAAAUAUGUAUGGAAAAUGUGGUGACAUUCGAAGAGCUGUAGACAUAUAUGAAAGUGUUCAAGAUAGAACUUUGGAGUGUUGCAACUCAUUAAUGACCUCUUUAUUGCAUUGUGAUGCUAUUGAAGAUGUAGUAGAGAUGUUUGGUUUGAUGGUUGAUGAGCGAAUUGGACUUGAUGAAGUUACUCUUUCCACAACCCUUAAAGCUUUAGCAGUAUCUGCAUUGGCAAGCUUAGCCAGCUUCAAAUUGCUGCACUCUUUUGUAAUAAAAUUGGGUUUUGAAUCUGAUGUUGCAGUUUCGUGUUCAUUAAUUGAUGCAUAUUCAAGAUGUGGGAAUAAUGAAUUAUCACGCCAGGUUUUUGAGGAGAUUCCUUUACCAAAUGUCGUAUGUUUUACGUCCAUCAUCAAUGGUUAUGCCCAAAAUGGAAUGGGAAGUGAAAGUCUCGAUUUGUUUCAAGCUAUGAUCCAAAAGGGUCUGAAACCUGAUAAAGUUACAAUUUUGUGCGUGUUAACUGGGUGUAGCCAUUCGGGUUUGAUCACAGAAGGGAAAGUGUUGUUUGAUUCAAUGAAAACUUUGUAUGGGAUUUCCCCAGACCGACAGCAUUAUUCAUGUAUGGUUGAUCUAUUAGGCCGUGCGGGUUUGCUAGAUGAAGCUGUAGAGUUGCUGCAGCAGGCACCGGGAAAUGGUGACUGCAUGAUGUGGAGCUCACUGCUGCGAAGUUGUCAAGUAUACAAAAAUGAAAUACUGGGAAGAAAAGCAGCAAAAAUUUUGCUGGAGCUUGACCAAGAGAAUCCUGCAAUUUGUUUGCAAGUCUCGAACUUUUAUUCUGAAAUUGGGGAAUUUGACACAUCAUUGCAAAUUAGAGAGUAUGCGAUGGCACAGAAGGUUACAAGGGAGAUUGGUUACAGUUUGAUUGAGAUAGACAGUCCUCGUUAA